UCUCCCUUAUCUCUCUAAAUUUUCUUUUAAUUCUUUGGUCUUUGUUCUUAACAAGAAUAUAAUAUUUCUUCUUCUUCAAACAUAUUUUAAUUUUAUCCUCUAGCUAGUUAAUUAGUUUCCUUAUACCCAAACAAACACCCAACUACCAACGUACCCUAACAUUCUUGUUAGUUUUAACUAAAACAAUAUAUGCAGUCAUCAAUGAGCAAGGGUGCAUACGAUAGUCAUCAACUUUUGUCCAAGGUUGCAACCAACAACGGGCACGGCGAGGAUGUUGAGUAUUUUGAUGGGUGGAAGGCUUAUGACAAUGAUCCUUACCACCCUACCAAAAAUCCUAAUGGUGUAAUUCAAAUGGGACUUGCAGAAAAUCAGCUUAGCUUUGAUUUGGUUAAAGAAUGGAUGAUUAACAACCCACAAGCGUCCAUUUGUACUCCAGACGGUGUCAAUAAGUUUACGGAUAUUGCUAUAUACCAGGAUUACCAUGGCUUGCCCGAGUUCCGAUCUGCUGUAGCAAAGUUCAUGGGGAAAGUGAGAGGUGAUAGAGUGACCUUCGACCCGGAAAGAAUAGUAAUGAGUGGAGGAGCCACCGGAGCAAAUGAGACCAUCUUGUUUUGCUUAGCUGAUCCAGGAGACGCAUUUUUGGUUCCCUCUCCUUAUUAUCCAGCAUUUAAUCGUGAUUUGGGGUGGAGAACUGGCGUGAAGCUAAUUCCAAUCACUUGUGAAAGUUGGAAUGGUUUCAAAAUUACCAAACAAGCCUUAAAUGCAGCAUAUGAAGUUGCACAAAAGAAUAACAUCAGGGUUAAAGGAGUAAUUAUCACUAACCCUUCUAAUCCCUUAGGAUUAGUCCAAGAUAAGGAUACCCUAAAAAUGUUGGUUAACUUUGUUAAUGACAAAAGUAUUCACUUAGUGUGUGAUGAGAUAUAUGCUGCAACAGUGUUUAGCUUGCCAAGAUUCACUAGUGUAGGUGAGGUUAUUAAGGACAUGCCUCACAUUAAUAGUGACCUUAUUCACAUAAUCUAUAGCUUGUCCAAGGACAUGGGCAUGCCAGGGUUCCGAGUAGGGAUCGUUUACUCAUACAAUGACCGAGUUGUGACCACUGCUCGUAGGAUGUCUAGCUUUGGACUCGUUUCUUCACAAACGCAACACAUGUUGGCCGCCCUUUUAUCUGAUGAUGUUUUUGUUCAAAGGUUCCUUGAUACGAGCAAGCAAAGACUAUCGCGCAGGCAUCAACAUUUCACAGGGGAGUUGUCACGUGUAGGGAUAGAGUGUCUAAAGAGCAACGCAGGGCUAUUUGUAUGGAUGGACUUGCGACACCUUCUAGAAGAGGUAACAAAGGAAGGGGAACUAAAGCUAUGGAGAGUAAUAAUAAAUGAUGUGAAGAUAAAUGUAUCACCAGGCUCAUCUUUCCAUUGCGCAGAGCCAGGAUGGUUUAGGGUAUGCUUCGCAAACAUGGAUAAUGAGACAGUGGAAGUAGCACUCCAAAGGAUAAGAUCCUUUGUAAGUCGCGGUAAAAUGGAAGUGAAACCAAAAGCCAGCUUUAGGAAGAGGAAGGAACAGAUGCAACUUGGUCGACUUAGCUUUAAUAAUCGAAGAUUUGAGGAAAGUUUGUUAUCACCUGAUUCAACCAUUCCACAGUCUCCACUCGUUAAAGCCAGAACUUAAAACAUCAAUCAAAUAAUAUUAUGUAUAAAUAUAUUGUAGUUGUGUGUGUGUGUGUGCCUAAGCUAGCUUGUUUAUCUUAAAUAACUUAGAAGUUAAGCUAGCUACUAAUUAAGAUUCAUAUAAUGGUUUUUGUAGUUUAAUCUGAUCAUAUAUUCAGAUAGGCUAUUUUUUUCCCCAAACUAUUUAAUUCUUUGGGGUUUAUAUAUGUGUAAUAGAUAGCUAGCUAGCUAGUUAGGGUGUUUAAUUGCCUUUUUCAUGCAUGUAGUACCUGUUUUGUGGGUGCUUAUGACCAGCUAGUGAUCAAGUUAUUGACAAGUGCUUGAUAUUUAUUCACAAAUCUUUUAUAUAAAUAAAUAGGAAUUUAUAUUUGAGAAAUGUAUUUGAUCAUUUAA
Molecule: messenger RNA, 2054 nt
Organism: Spinacia oleracea (spinach)
Lineage: Eukaryota; Viridiplantae; Streptophyta; Magnoliopsida; Caryophyllales; Amaranthaceae
Product: 1-aminocyclopropane-1-carboxylate synthase
Exons: 5
Coding region: 190-1662 (490 amino acids)
Biological process (GO): amino acid metabolic process; biosynthetic process
Molecular function (GO): transaminase activity; pyridoxal phosphate binding
Source: RefSeq, a predicted model, not a curated record